GGCAAACGCCAUUCGAUUAUUAUUUUUGAAGGACCUCAUCCCAUGUGAGUAAAAUAUUGGCGGGAGAAGAACGUAAAUAUCGUCAAAAUAUAGUCAGUACAGCAUAUUUGCAGGUUUUUUAAUUUCGCACUAACAUAUUAUAAUUCAAUUCUUUCCGAAGUGUGUAUACUUAGUCAUUAGUUCUGUUAUUACCGUUUUUACGAGUUUUUCAUCCGACUACGAAAAUGCCAAUGUUGGCAUGACCGUCAUCGAUCAUCAAAUAGUUUAAAAUAAUGAAUAGAGCAUUGGCACCGAGUCAAAAAGGUAAACGUCCUCUGCUGGGUGACAUAUGUAAUAAUUUGGUGCCCAGAGAGCAAGUUGUUCCAUCUUCACAGACAUUAUCGCCGAAACAAAGACUGAAAAGGCCAAGGAAAAAUAACGACCCAACAAUUACUAUAGGAGAGAAAAAAGCAGUUGUUCUCAGUGAAAACGGUAUAGGUGUGACACAGGAAAUAAUUUCUGAACAUGAGGAAAGAGUACGGAAACUACUAUGCAAACCAUUCAAGAUCCCAAUCCCAGGUUAUCAGCUGUCAGGAAGAAGUUUGGGUUCUAGAUUGUCCGGUCCACGAAGACCGCUUCACGAUCCUGAAGAAGCAAAUGCAUUGGUACUUUUUACCCCGCCAGAAAUGUCAGAACAUGACAAACUCAAAGUUGAUCAAACUAAAAUACUGGUCCACGUAGUUGUCGACCCGGCACUUUGUAACAUUUUAAGGCCUCAUCAACGCGAAGGUGUAAAGUUUAUGUACGAAUGUGUGACUGGGAAAAGGAUAGAGGGUGCUUAUGGGUGUAUCAUGGCAGAUGAAAUGGGUCUUGGUAAGACUCUUCAGUGCAUAACGCUCCUCUGGACUCUUUUGAAACAAGGUCCCGAGGUAAAACCAUUGAUCGAGAAAGCAGUAAUUGUUGCGCCAAGUUCACUCGUCAAAAAUUGGUACAACGAAAUCGGCAAGUGGCUUGGAAAACGUGUUAAUCCUUUGGCAAUCGAUGGAGGAAGUAAGCAGGCGAUAGACGAGAAACUUACCGGCUUUAUGAAAACUUACGGUCGUCGAUGUGCCAAUCCAAUAUUGAUAAUAAGCUACGAGACGUUUCGUCUGCACGCUCAUGUGCUCCAUCAAGACGAAGUCGGCCUUGUCCUCUGCGACGAAGGUCACAGACUGAAAAACUCAGAAAAUCAGACUUAUCAAUCAUUGAUGGGAUUGAAAGCAAAACGAAGAGUCCUCCUCAGUGGUACACCAAUUCAAAACGACUUGCUGGAAUAUUUUUCACUCGUUCAUUUCGUCAACCAAGGACUCCUUGGCACUGCCCAAGAAUUUAAAAGAAAAUUCGAAAAUCCCAUCCUCCGAGGACAAGAUGCAGCGGCUUCCGAUUCGGAAAGACAACUCGCCCAAGAAAGACUCGCAGAACUCGUGACUAUUGUGAACAAAUGCCUGAUCAGGCGUACGAGUGCUUUACUUUCCAAAUAUUUACCGAUCAAAUACGAAUUUGUCGUUUGCAUUAAAAUGGGAAAACUUCAGACAGAUCUUUACAAACAUUUUAUCCAGAGCGAAAGUAUCAAAAGAUCAAUGCAAGGUGAUUCUGAAAUUGGAGAAAAAAAAGGAACUCUGUCCGCGCUUUCCGCUAUAACGUUGUUGAAAAAGUUGUGCAAUCAUCCAGAUUUAGUUUAUGAAAAAAUCGUCAAUAACACGGACGGUUUCGAGGGUACUCUUCAAAUGUUACCCUCAAACUACAGUACUAAAGAGGUUUUACCAGAGUUAUCGGGCAAGCUGAUGGUAUUGGAUUGUUUAUUAGCGUCCAUAAAAUCGACGAGUACUGACAAAAUCGUGCUCGUCUCUAACUAUACUCAAACGCUAGAUCUUUUUGAAAAACUGUCACGAAAGCGUCAGUAUCGUUACGUCAGACUCGAUGGGACAAUGUCGAUAAAAAAACGUGCGAAAGUCGUCGACAAUUUCAACGAUCCGAACAGUGGAGAUUUCAUCUUCAUGCUUAGUUCAAAAGCUGGUGGAUGUGGACUCAAUUUGAUAGGCGCUAAUCGUUUGGUCAUGUUCGAUCCUGACUGGAAUCCAGCAAACGAUGAGCAAGCUAUGGCACGGGUUUGGCGCGAUGGGCAAAAGAAACCCUGCUUUGUUUAUCGCUUUCUUUCCACUGGUACGAUUGAAGAAAAAAUAUUCCAACGACAAGCACACAAAAAAGCUUUGAGUUCGACAGUUGUGGAUCAAGAAGACGACGUUUGUCGCCACUUUACUCUUACCGAUCUUCGCGAUCUUUUCACACUAGAAGAAAAAACGAUAUCCGACACUCACGCUAAAUUCAAAUGUAAAAGAUGCGUCAAUGGUGUCGAAGUUAAAGGACCACCAGAACAAUCGGAUUGCAAUUCGGAUUUGUCGGAUUGGCGACACGACCAUAACCCUCGGGCACUGCCAGACAUACCGUUACGACAAUGCUGGUCUAGUGGAAUUUCAUUUGUAUUUCACCAUCGUUCAGCCGAAGUAAUUAAAUGAGAUAACCAGCUUUAAAUAUUUAGUCUCAUCGACAAAACGAAAAUGGGCGAUUCUUUAACAUUUAUAAAUAGCUUCCUCAAAGAAAAGAUAAUGAGAUGGAAUUUCUAGAUGAACCUCAAGCUUCAUCUCGUAUAAUUUGACGCAAAUGAACAAAACAGCAUUUUCAUUCAUCGCAUAUAUGUUCAUUUUUUCAUUACCAAUUUUUCAGUAUUGCCAAACUCAAAUCUUCUUAGAUCAAUUUCCAAUGAAUUUCGUUGCAAUAUUUGUUCGAUACAAAAAUAAAAUGUUUCGUUACAACGAAUCCAUUGGAAAUGAAAAAUAUCUCAGCGUUGAUUCGUUGUUGUAAAAAUCUCGUUGAAUAGCACACUAAAUAAAAUAUAUCUUUUGUACCUCGAA
Molecule: messenger RNA, 2930 nt
Organism: Venturia canescens
Lineage: Eukaryota; Metazoa; Arthropoda; Insecta; Hymenoptera; Ichneumonidae
Gene: okr
Product: DNA repair and recombination protein RAD54-like okr
Exons: 10
Coding region: 273-2534 (753 amino acids)
Biological process (GO): reciprocal meiotic recombination; double-strand break repair via synthesis-dependent strand annealing
Cellular component (GO): nucleus
Molecular function (GO): DNA translocase activity; ATP-dependent chromatin remodeler activity; ATP binding
Source: RefSeq, a predicted model, not a curated record